CCUAGUAACCUUUCACAAACAGGUUCUUGAAAAUCAUGGAAAACCCAAGAAUUUUUUCACAAAACAUUCCAAAAGACAUCGUGCAUGACGUGCUAAAAAGACUCCCCGUCAAAUCUCUACAGCGAUUUAAGUCCGUAUGCAAAACAUGGUGUUCUUUGAUUUCAAGUUCUGAGUUUGCCAAAGCACGCUAUGACAGAGCCAACGAGCCUAACAACAACAUGACCCUUUGGAGAUGCGGCUGCAUUGAGCAACGCGAAGAUAUAAAUUCUGGCGUCUUCUCCGCCUGGCUUAAUGUCAUAGAUUACAAUGGCUUCAUGCUUGAAGCGAAAUCUCUCGACUCGUUUAUUGUUGGAAGAGAAACCCCAGAGAUCUUGGGCUCUUGCAACAAUUUGUUACUUGUUUAUUGUUGUUUUUAUCUUUAUCUGUGGAACCCAUCUUCUGGUACACAUGAUAUGUUUGAAUUAGACUAUGAUAGUACGGAUUAUUCUUGUGGUGUACUCAUGUGUGGACUUGGUUAUGAUUCUUCCUCUGAUGAUUACAAGGCUGUGUUGGUAUCUCAUACAGAAAGUCCACCAGGCUCACCCAACAUUAUACUUUAGAAUCUUUUUCCAUCUCUACCUACUCUUUCAGGACCAAUACUUUGAAAGAAAUUGAUGACAAUGAAUUUCCUUACAAUUUUGAUUCUGACACACAAGGGGUUACUUUGAAUGGAGCUCCCCAUUGGGUUCUUCGCCGUGAAGAAUAUAAUACGGAAGUCAAUUAUAACUCUAUAGCAAUGGUACUGGUUUAUUUUGAUCCGGCUAAAGAACACUUUUAUGAGUUGCCAUUACCAUGCAUGUUAGAUAAGCAUUAUGAGUUUGAGCUGGGGGUUUUAAGUGGA
Messenger RNA from Quercus lobata, 880 nucleotides. Its product is annotated as F-box/kelch-repeat protein At3g23880-like. Bases 36 to 599 code for a protein of 187 amino acids. Gene Ontology annotation, molecular function: protein binding. The record is from RefSeq and is a predicted model, not a curated record. The transcript has a single exon. Lineage: Eukaryota; Viridiplantae; Streptophyta; Magnoliopsida; Fagales; Fagaceae.